Messenger RNA from Medicago truncatula (barrel medic), 1046 nucleotides. RefSeq names its product phosphatidyl-N-methylethanolamine N-methyltransferase. Gene Ontology annotation, molecular function: S-adenosylmethionine-dependent methyltransferase activity. The record is from RefSeq and is a predicted model, not a curated record. NCBI's taxonomy places the organism in Eukaryota, Viridiplantae, Streptophyta, Magnoliopsida, Fabales, Fabaceae. The transcript has 2 exons. Gene Ontology annotation, biological process: phosphatidylcholine biosynthetic process. Bases 204 to 698 code for a protein of 164 amino acids.
UAGAAAAACAUAAUUUUUAAUGUUAUAUGUUUGUGUCAGUGGAUCAAUGUUUAUUCGAGUUUGCAAAGAGUGAACUAAAGAGUAAGAUUUGUGACCCUCUUUUCCAGGAAGGAUCAAAUCCAAAAUCAAAGCCGUAAUUGUAGCAAAAACAGGAUCUUUUCAUUCUGUGAAGAAAAAAGCAAAGAUUUUUUUAGAAGAAUCUGAUGGAUAUUUUUGCUGCUAUUGGAGUGUUAUCACCAUUUCCAUUCUACUAUUACCUUUGGAAAUGGCCACAAUCAUGGGUAGAUUUCUGUGGUAAAGGAAGAGACCCUUCAAAGAUUAUGGCUUAUGUUGCUCAUUUCUUGAAGCUGAUUCAGUUCAUUUCACUUUUCUCUGUCUCUUCUUUUCAUUGGCCUCCUCCUUUUUACUUCUGGCCCCUUUUUGCAUUUGGUCAGUUCCUUAACUUCAGGGUUUAUCAGCUGCUUGGUGAACCCGGCACGUACUAUGGUGUACGCUUUGGAAAAACUAUUCCCUGGGUAACUGAAUUCCCUUUCGGGGUCAUUAGUGAUCCACAGUAUGUCGGCAGCAUCAUGAGUCUUGUUGCAUGCAUUUCAUGGGUUCCUUUUCAGUACAUUCUCCUGUGGAUUUUAGGAUACGUGUUUAUGAUCCGCGUGGAGUCGAAGGAAGAUCCAUCAACUCGAGCCAAGCCACUCAAUUGAUUUAGCAUGUGUUUGGAUGCACGUUUACCUCUUGAUUUUCGCGUCUCGAGGCACUAUGAACGUGAAAAAUUCAGAAACAACAAUAUGUAGCUUCUUGGGGGACGCGAGUUUAGGCGAAAUGUGCCGUGGUUCCAAACAAGCUAUCAACUUCAGUAGAUUAUGUAUAACUAGUAUGAAAUAAAAUUAUUUUAAGUUAAGGAACUCCUUUUUUGUGUAAACUAUCAUUAUUUUUUUGAGGGGUUAUGUAAACUAUCAUUAUUUUUUUGAGGGGUUAUGUAAACUAUCAUUGAUGUUUCAUAAAAUUAAGAAAUCAAACUUGCCCCAUCAUCAAGCUCCAUUGAAAAACAA